Plodia interpunctella (Indianmeal moth) is the source of this 4649-nucleotide messenger RNA. RefSeq names its product proton-coupled zinc antiporter SLC30A2-like. The coding region runs from base 240 to 1529 and encodes 429 amino acids. The record is from RefSeq and is a predicted model, not a curated record. Lineage: Eukaryota; Metazoa; Arthropoda; Insecta; Lepidoptera; Pyralidae. Gene Ontology annotation, cellular component: plasma membrane. Gene Ontology annotation, molecular function: zinc ion transmembrane transporter activity. Gene Ontology annotation, biological process: response to zinc ion; zinc ion transmembrane transport. The transcript is spliced from 10 exons.
UCAAUUUUAUCAAGAAAAAUGAGAUCGCGGUUCGGUCGACUUUAUCCUUCUCCUAUUUAUUUACAGUUUUAAUUUAUCUCUGCGUUGACUCUUAUAAUAAAUUAUUAAAUCUUUGCUCAGUGAUUGUAACUCCGAUUUACUUUGUUAAGGCUAUAGAAGUGUGGUGAUUUAUGUGAAUAUUAUGUGUUCUGUCGAAUAAGAGUUUUCCUUAGUUUUUUUUGCGCAAAUCAGGCGCCAGCAUGUCUGAUGAGUUAGAAGCCAGGAUGUGGGAUGACGGGGGCUCCAGGUACGAGUCCAGGAGCCGUGGACCGUAUUUCGAGUCUACGUUCGCGUCGUCAGAACAUUUAGACAGGGCUCCUUUGUUAUCAGAAGAAACCUACACAGACGUGCCGGUGACGCCAGCCGUCGAGGACGACCAGCAUUGCCACUGGAAGCCCAAAGCGGAGCCCCCCAGCGCCAUCCCGCAGUUGCUUUUGGCACUUGUGCUUUGUGGUUUCUUCAUGGUAUGCGAGCUGAUCGGGGGGUACCUAGCUGGCAGUCUGUCAGUGAUGUCCGACGCCGCGCACAUGCUGAGCGACUGCGGGGGCUUCGCCCUGGCGCUGCUGGCGUUCCACUGCGCGAAGAGGAAGCCCGACGUGCGCAUGUCUUACGGCUACAAACGCGCUGAGGUGCUCGGCGCCAUGGUGUCCGUCCUUCUAAUCUGGAUCCUGACAGGAGUGUUCGUGUACGUAGCGGUGAUGAGACUGCACACAGGACUGUACAACAUCGAGCCGGAUAUGAUGUUGAUCGUGUCCGGCUGCGGCGUCGCGUUCAACGUGGUGCUGGCGAUGGUGCUGCACGGCUGUGCCUCGGACAUCGCACACCACCAUACGCACGGCGGCGCCGCGUGCUCACACGCACACACACACGCGCACACCGAGUCGCGGUUCAAGCUGUUCCGGCGACGAGACAAACAGACAAACGGCGCGCUCGUCAACGGUGACUACAGCAUGAGGGACUUGCCCAGCACUGAGGCCAACGUCGUUGGCGCGCCUGACAGGAAUAUCAACCUUCGCGCCGCUCUCAUCCACGUUAUAGGAGAUCUGAUUCAGAGCUGUGGUGUCCUGUUAGCCUCUAUACUCAUUAAGUUCUACCCACAAGCGAAGUUCGUGGACCCGAUCUGCACGUUUGUGUUCAGCGUGCUCGUGCUGCUGACGUCAGCGCGCGUCGUGCGCGACGCGCUGGCGAUGCUCAUGCAGGCCGUGCCCGACAACUUUAGGUACAGGGAAUGCGUAUCUCUGCUGUCUUCGUUGCCGGGUGUGCGUCACGUUCACUCCUUGCACGUGUGGCUGCUGUCUACACACCAUGUUAUAUUGUCUGCGCACGUCGCUAUUGACGAGCUAACAGAUCCGGAACAAGUCCUCCGCGCGUGUCAGCAACUCGCCAAAAACGAGUUUGGGGUCCAAUCCGCUACGUUCCAGGUGGAGCGGUACUCCGCCAACAUGGCCGCCUGCCUCACCUGCAGAGACCAGCCCGCGCUGCUGCCCUGACAUCUCACCACGCUCACACACUAGAUGGUGGGGUCAUUGAAUAGAUUUUAGUAAGAAUGAGGUGAAAAAAAAUAUUGAUGGAGGACUGCAUGGAGACGGCUUAAAAUGUGGAAAAAAAUUUAAGACAAAGUUAUAAAGACGAGGCAGGCUUGAUUACCCACCGCCAAAAUGGACGUUGAAUUAAUAAAUUUUCUGUAUAUAAUUUAUUGUUAUUAAAAAUUGUUCGUAGUAUUUGCAUGUUUGCGCUCAAAAUUAGUUCCUUAUUCUUGACAUCACAAGCAUGAUUACACGAUAUUUUACCAAUUUUCUAACCUUUUGUUUUAUACCUUGUAUCUUUUAUUUUGAGAAUUAUUAUUUAUUUCCGUAUAUAUAUAUUUUUGUAUUCACAAGUAUAAAGUUUAUAUUUUUUUCGUAUUUUAUCGUUCUAGUAAUUAAUAUUAAAGAAAGUCAAAUUCAAUGUAUUAUUUUUUUACAGAUGAACACUUUUUGUUAUUUAUCUAAUAAUGUUUCGAUGUAGAAUUAAAUAUUGAAAAAUAUAAAAUAAAAAGUAAGUAUUAUAUUUGUGCCAAUUUGAUAAAUGUUGAGAUUGAUACAAUUUGUGGAUAUAUUAUCAAAAAAUAUGGACUUGGUUUUUGACAAAUAAAAUUAUAUUAUGUGUUAGUUGUAAGCAAAAAAUAGCCAAAAAAUUGUUUAAAAAAAUUAAAACUCAUGACUGAAGUUAAAAAAGCACAAUAUAAAUGUAAAAUUGAUUGUAUAUUAUAACUAAUUUGUAAGAUAUAAUUUGACGGAUGUGUUUUUUUUAAUGAACAACUUGUACUUAAUUAAAUUGUAAUACUUCAUUAAACUAAACAUCACAAUUAUAUACAAAGAGAUGAUGGUUGAGCAUUAUGACCUUUCAUUAUAAAAAGUUUUUGUCAUUUACACAUAAAUAGGGAAAAUAAAACGACUAUGUAGGUAUAAGUAAUUUAACCAUCCUUACGUUUAGGAAAUGUUAAUAUAUAAGAUGUUUCAAGUGAUGUUAUAUUUUAAAACAGGGUCUUGUAUAUUGAUGGUAAUUUUUUUGACUGUGAGGAAACUUAACUUGAGAUUUACUUGAGAAUUUUGAAACUAAUCUAUGGUAAACUUCAGUUUAGACUUUAGAUAGCAAAAAUAAAGAUAAGACACGUCUUAUAGUGCCAUUCCUCUAACAAAAGUUGGGAAGCGAUACGCGGGGCUGUGGCAGAUGAGUGGGGAAGCGGUACCGCGUAUAUUUGGCCUGUGCUUGGCGCCAAGUAGGUUUUUUAAUGACACCACAAGUUAAGCCGAAGAGGGACUAGAAUCAUUUUGUUCCUAAUUGCGAAGGUACGCAAAAUUUGUUGGACCAAUCUUGAUGGAAUUUGGUACAUGGAUAGCUUAACUGGUACUUUUUGCCUUUUCUUUCACAGGAGUUAAAAUGAUACCUAAUAUUGUCUAAACUGGGUUUAAAUAGACAAAUUCUUGAAUGUUCGAUGUAAUAAACAUAAUAUAUUCCUUAUUUAUUCUUACUCUAAUUACUGUGGCUUAUCCUGUUGCUAAAAUAUAAAACUAACAUCUGUAAUUGAAAAAAAAACCAUUUAAAAUCACUACAUUUAAUUAAAAUAAUUAAAAAUAAACAUAUUUUCUGGUUAUUUCUUCAUUACUUCACUAUUAUGCGGUAAAUCGUAUCCAACUGCAGUCACAGUAAUAAGAGAUCGUGUAUAUAAUAACAAUUAAUGCAAAUUAAGCGUAUUAUAAAUAAAAAGUAAUAUAUUCAUAGUCUUAAUACUUGUUUUGUUAUAACACUUGUUUUUAUGAAGUUUUUUGUUGAUAUUUUGCCCAUAUUUCUACAAAAAUAAUAUAUUUAAAACAAAAAUGUGUAAUGCAAGAAAAAAUAAUUAUUAUUGACUUGUAAUAUGAAAGUAUGGUCAGCACCUACCGAUGUCACAAAAAAAAAUACAUAAUUUUGAAAUGUAUUCGCGGUAUUUAUCUAGGUACUUAUGUUGCUAAUUGAAGACUUAAUGCAAAUGAAAAUUAUAUGUUUUGUUUUUACGAGUGCUGUAUUAAAUUCAAAAGUAUUAUUUUAUUUAUUUAACUUUGAUAUGAAACAUGUAAAGGGGAACUUUAAGCCUGAGGCUAGAUUAUUGCCUCCACAAAGUAUUCGUUUGUUUUAUUAUUUCUUAAUUAUUGAAAAUAAAAGUAUUUCAUGAUAUUUGAAUGAAAUUAUGUUUUAUUUGGUUUUAUAUGUAGUAUUUGUAUAUAUAGGAGUUACUAGAAUAUUUUGUGCUCAAAUAGGGGAUUGUAGCCGGAUAGUGGAUUGUAAAGACAGACGAAAAUUAUUUUGAUUUUUUAGUAUUCGACUUAUAUAUUGCAUUUAUUUAUAACAUUCCAUUACGUUUGUAAAAAAGGUGAUAAUUAUGUUUAUUUAAUAACAGAGUGUGAUAGCAGUGACCGGAACAAAUACAGAGACAAUGGAAGCGAAAUAAUUAUCGCAUAAUUUUGAUUUAAAAAAAUUAUCUUAUUGGAUCGAUCUCACGUGAAGCUAAAUUGGACCUAAAAAUCACUAAUGCAUAAUAUAUUUAACUGUAUUUUUGUACCGGUAGUUGCUAUCACUCAGAUCAUAAUUUUUGUGAUAUUUCUCAUUGUUACUGUUGCGUAAAAAUACACGAUUAUUUUCCACGUUUUCUAAGUGUUUUUGAUUAUUAAAUAUACCAUUUUUAUUUUGUUUAGAUUAUAAGUAGAACACUAGUUGAAUUUGCAAUUGUAGUCAUUAGAUUAAUGUAAGCACAUUUUAUAAUAAAAAUAAUUGACCGGUGCAAUUAAGUUAUAAGAGAAUGCUAAAAGGGGUGGUUACUGGGUUUUUAUUCCUGUUAGAAGUCUAGAACUAAUGAAAAUACUGAAAAAUUUUAAUAUCUUUUAAUAACUCGCUUCUGAGCAGAAAUGAAACCCAAAUGUUGGUUGCCAAAAUGUAAAAAACCAAAAAAGUGUAUUUUUGUAAAUUGUUUACGAUCGCGAAAAUAGCUGUCAUUGAUUUCUGCAUCGUUACGUUACUAAUGCGUUGUCCGUCCCUGUGCGUACGUUAUUUUUGUUGUAAUCAUCGUAAUGAAAAUAAAUAAUGAAAUUAUA